CAGCAGCAGCAGCAGCAGCAGACCGACUCCAACCAACAGAAGCUUCUCUCUCCAACUUCAUCAGAGUCCAUUCGACGGAUCAUCCACCCUGAACUCUCACCACCAUGGCUGAUCAAAGUGUCACCCCGACCGCCUCUGAUCCCCCCCCUCCUCCCACCGGACCCCGUCCCAAAUCCACGAACCGCGGCCGCACCUCGGAUCCCAUCUCCAGCUCCAACUCUGACUCAACGGACAUACCUGAGUUUGAGCCCUUUGGUUUACCCGGCCCGAGAGGAUUUCCACCCCUGACCGACUAUCUUGACAUCUGGGACGUGGACAUGAUGAGGAGGCCAGAUCAGCCGAACAAGCAGGAGCACCACACCAAUCUGUUCAACUCUGACUAUCUCAUCGUCCGCCGAGGACAAGAGUUCCAGGUCAAGAUCACCUUCAACCGUCCCUACAAACCUGCUACAGACAAGUUCGCUUUGGAGUUUGUCAUUGGCUCCAGCCCUCACUACAGCAAGGGCACCUACAUUCCCGUCUUCACCACCAAGGAGCGCCAGAGCUCCUGGGAAGGCCGCAUCACAAACACCGCCGACAACUCGGUCACCAUGGCCGUCACUCCUGCUGCAAACUGCAUUGUGGGGAAGUACCACAUGUACGUGGCUGUGGUGACACCCUUUGGCGUCCGCAGGACCAGAAAGGAUGACCGCAGAAACCUCUACAUCCUCUUCAAUCCCUGGGCUUCAGCUGAUGCUGUGUUUCUGGAUGAUGAGAAAGAGAGGCAGGAGUGUGUGAUGAACGAGGUGGGGAUCAUCUACCACGGCGCCUACGAUGACGUGUCUGAGAGAGACUGGAACUAUGGACAGUUUAACUACGGAGUCCUGGACGCCUGUCUGUACAUCAUGGACCGUGCUGAGAUGCCCAUCACCAACAGAGGAGACGCCGUCAGGGUGGCCAGAAAGGCCUCUGCUAUGCUGAACUCCCGUGAUGACGAAGGCGUGCUGGUGGGGAACUGGAGCGGUGAAUACACUUACGGAGUGGCUCCGACCUCCUGGACCGGCAGCACAGACAUCCUGCUCGGCUACGCCAGCAGCAAGAUGCCCGUCUGCUACGCUCAGUGCUGGGUCUACGCUGCCGUCUUCAACACCUUCCUACGCUGUCUGGGCAUCCCUUCUCGCGUCGUCACCAACUUCUACUCUGCUCACGACAACGAUGGAAACCUGAAAACCGACAUCAUUCUGGAUGAGAAUGGCAGGAUUGACCGCAACCGCACCAGAGACUCUAUCUGGAACUAUCACUGCUGGAAUGAGUGCUACAUGUCCAGACCAGACCUCCCAGCCGGCUUUGGAGGCUGGCAGGCUGUGGAUGCAACACCACAGGAGACCAGCGAUGGCUUGUACAGAUGUGGUCCAGCAUCAGUCCAGGCCAUCAAACACGGGCAGAUCUGCUUCCCAUUCGAUGCUGCCUUUGUGUUUGCUGAGGUCAACAGCGAUGUGGUGUUUUAUUCCAGGAACAAAGACGGCACAAUGGAGCCGGUCAAAGUGAACCGUACUCAUGUGGGCCGCAUGAUUCUGACCAAAAAUCCAGGAGACAUGAGCCGCCGCGAAAUCACAGAUCAAUACAAGUUUCCUGAAGGCAGUGCGGAGGAGCGUACCGUCCUGGAGAAGGCAGACGAGUUCGGCUGUAAGCGAGAGAAGUCCGACCCCCCUGUGGCUGACGUGGACCUGGUCCUGCCGACCCUGGAAGUCACCGUGGGCGACGACUUCGUGCUGAGCCUGGAGUUCACAAACCGCAGCGACCAGAAACGUACCGUGGACGCCUACAUCAGCGGGAACAUCGUGUUUUACACCGGAGUUACCAGCUCCGAGUUCCUGUUCAAUGACCCCACAGUGACGAUGAGCCCCAACAAAAGUGUGAAGGAGUCUGUGGUGAUCGAGUCAAGGCAAUACAUGAAGGAUCUGGUGGAACAGGCCAACCUCCACUUCAUUGUUACCGGAAAGGUCAAGGAGACCGGCCAGAUCGUCUCUGCCAUGAAAGUGGUCACCCUGCACAACCCCAAACUCACCGUCACGGUGCCUGUCGGAGGUAAAGUGAACGAAGAGAUGACGGCGACUGUGGAGUUUACAAACCCGUUCGCCUUCAACCUGGAGGAAGUCUACAUGCGCAUGGAAGGACCUGGGCUCAUGUUGCCAAAGAGCAAAUACUUCAGUCUGAUCCCGGCUGGCUCCUCUCUGAUCUGGGCCGAGAUCUUCAUCCCGCAGAGGGCCGGCACCAGCAGAGUGAUCGUCUCUCUGGACUGUCCCGCCCUCAGGCAGGUCGCCGGCCAGGCGACCGUCACCAUCGCGCCCUGAAGGAUCACCGCCACCGUACGACAUUCAACUCACUAACACAAUAUCAGCCAAUAGCGUAGAAACUGUAGGCCUGACAGCUUAGACAGGUGUAGCUUCAGCAUUUAUGAUAAACACGGUGACAGUUUCAGUCAUAAGAAAAAAAGAAACAUCUCUUAUCAGUUAGUGCAAUUUGUUAAUGCAAGUUUACAAAGAGGCUUUAUACCGUAUCAAACAGCUUUUUAUGAUAAGAAUUAAUCCAAUAUCAAACUAUUUUUGUGGGUAAAAAACAACAUUUAAAAAAAAUAUGACUGCUACUUAAGUUUCUUUUUGUUAAAUUUUCCAAAUUUAAAAAAAAAAAAAAAUCUUACUAACGAGUGCAUAUGGCUGUCUCCGAAAUCACUGCUUCAUUUAAUCAUUCACUUCUCAUUAUAUAAUAAGGGCUGUUGUAUUAACAUAGUAAACUUUCAUAAUGUUAUACUUCUGUGUCACAAAUAUGCAUGAGUAUUAAUCAUCACGAAUAUAUAAGUUACAUAAUUAUCACAUACAAGGAGUGUGUAAUACCAUAAAAAAGACUCUCAGACUCCAAUAAACUUGUCAAAACUGGUUUAAACUUAGGGGAAUUUAGGGGAAUUCCAGUAGUUUCUAGUAGAACCAGGCCCAAUGAGAUCAAGGGGACCAAAUUAAACGAUAUAACACUCUUGUAAUGAAGAGGAAGUGAUAAUUUUAGAAAAUUAGGAGGAGAUUCACCAGAUAGUAGGAGGAGAUAAGAGUUAUAUAAUUAGAUGCCAAUAUAUAUAAACAGACAAAUUUGAAAUCUUCAGGAACAUAAACUCGGGUCUCAUUCUUGUUUGAGAAUAAACUCUUUUACUUCUAACUCUGACGGGCUCUUUCCUUCAGACGUUAUGAGUAAAUCAGUUUUCUAAAGUGGCUGAAUGUUCAAGAGUCCACAUGAUGAAAGUAGUCAGUUAAUCUCUGUGGCGGCUCAGACAGGACACACAAGACAUUUCACUCGGUAGUCAGCAGAAAACUGAGAUGUCCGACACUUGCCGUGGAAUUUUUUUAAUUUGUUCCAUUGUAAAAACCUUUGCGGUCGAUAUGUGGUUCCAAACUUCCACUCCCAGAAUUAAGACACAAGGAAAAAAAUCAAUACACUGUAGAAUAAAAAAGGGAUUUGGGACACAGCCUGUAUUUUAAAGCUGCAUUAAUCAUUUUAGGCCACUAGGGGGCAGGUUUAUGAAAAAAAACAAGCAAACAUGUAUUGUCUUGUGACAUUAUUAGUCCAGGUAAAACCAAUAAUUUUCAUUCAGAUUUUACAGGUUGAAUGAUAAAGAAUGUUGCUUUGCAGAAAGUGUCCAACUUCUGAUGGUAUCAGUUCAUCAAGUUAUGCUAAAAUCCACUGUAAGAUUAAUCAGUAAGAAUAAGAAAAAGUGAAUAUUUUCUGAUUCCAUCUUCUUAAAUGUGAAUAUAUUCUGACAGUAAACUGAAUAUCUUUGAGUUGUGGCUGAAACAAGACAUUUGAUGCAUUAAUAAAACAAAAAAACAAACAAACAAAACAAAAAGGAGCUGACCACCACAAAAUAUUUACUUCUGAUGUGACAUCUUAUGAAAUGAUGUGCUGUAUGUCUCAUUUAUUAAACAGCAUAUUGAUUAAAGAAGCUUUAACUUGAUUUUCUAUGCAACUGCGACUUUCCACUCUUUUCUAUCGCUCUAUAAAAUCUGUUUCUGCCUAAUUUUUUAUUUGUACAAGCACAAAUGCAAAUAUCAAC
This is a messenger RNA of Centropristis striata (black sea bass), 4078 nucleotides long. RefSeq names its product coagulation factor XIII, A1 polypeptide b (gene f13a1b). Gene Ontology annotation, biological process: blood coagulation, fibrin clot formation; peptide cross-linking. Gene Ontology annotation, molecular function: protein-glutamine gamma-glutamyltransferase activity. Lineage: Eukaryota; Metazoa; Chordata; Actinopteri; Perciformes; Serranidae. The transcript has 15 exons. The coding region runs from base 105 to 2333 and encodes 742 amino acids. The record is from RefSeq and is a predicted model, not a curated record.